Molecule: messenger RNA, 1818 nt
Organism: Agrilus planipennis (emerald ash borer)
Lineage: Eukaryota; Metazoa; Arthropoda; Insecta; Coleoptera; Buprestidae
Product: sterol O-acyltransferase 1
Exons: 7
Coding region: 205-1701 (498 amino acids)
Biological process (GO): cholesterol metabolic process
Cellular component (GO): endoplasmic reticulum membrane
Source: RefSeq, a predicted model, not a curated record
CUCACUUACAAUUAGGUAUUCUUAUCAUUGUAAUGUGUGUUAUGAGCGGAGUAACUUCUCAUACUGAUUAAGAAAAGGUGCAAAGAAACACGUGCAUUAAAUGGUUUGGGUGCUAUGAAUACAUUUUUUUUAAAUUAAAAUGAAUGGUGCUCAAUUUAUGAAAGAAAUAGCCAAUCAAAAGAUGAUUGAUAACAUAGAGUUACGAUGACUUAUAAUUCUUAUUAUGCAUUGAAGUAUCUGGAACAAGAAACUAAACAGAAGAUCAAUCGCGAAAUUGAUCAUUUUAUAAGUGAAGUGGUUAAUGAGGUCACCAAGAACGAAUCAAAUGUUAAACAACUCACAAACAUUUUUAACAACAAUUAUGAAAUCACAGAUAAAGUGAAAGUUUUAAACGGGCGCCUUCCAGAAAAAGUUUUUGUGUGUAGAAAUUCUCUCUUAAGUGAUCUGUACACUAUAAAACACAUAAGGACGAUUUAUCAUAUUUUUAUAGCAUUAUUUGUAGGACAAUGCAUACACAAUGCAGUAGAAGACUAUUUAAGUAGUGGACAAAUAUUGAUAGGAACCGACAAGAUAUUUAAUGGUUUGGCAAAGUUUGAUGUAGCCGCUACUUUAUGGAUAACGAUGUUUUUGUUAACAUUAGCAAAUUACGUGUUUUUUGUUUGUUGGAGUAAUAUUAGGAUAAACAUAUUUCCUAAUACCCUAAAGCUUAAGAUGUGGGAUUGCGUUUGGAUUGGCUCUCUAAUAUGCUACUACAUAUCAUUUUUCUAUUAUUUUACUAACGCCGUAUUCAAUAACAAAUUUCCACCACCAACUGCUAUUAUAGUUUUAAUUGAAUCGGUAAGACUGACAAUGAAAAGUUAUGCGUUUAUUAGGAGUAAUGUACCGAGAGUGCUAAAUUAUAAAUCACACAGUGAAAAGGAGAAUCCUUGCCCUUCGUUUUCUAAAUUUUUAUAUUUUUUAUUUGCUCCAACGCUAAUAUACAAAGACAACUAUCCGAGAACGCGUACUAUAAGAUGGAAGGCGGUUUUCUUUUACGCGAUAGAAUUCACGAGUAUUAUACUUUUCAUCAGUUUCUUCAUGAAUCGAUAUUUUCUUUCGGUUUUCCAAGACUAUGGUAAAGGCCCAAUACCUUGGAAAGAAGUUGCCCUUCAUACAUUAGGAAACUUACCAGCUGGUGGGGCAUUCAUGUUAUGUGGUUUUUAUAUUCUUUUACAUGUUUGGUUGAAUGGGUUCGCAGAAAUAUUGACCUUUGGAGACCGAAUGUUUUAUAAGGAUUGGUGGAAUUCAACAUCUUAUGGGCCUUACUAUCGAAAAUGGAAUGUUGUAGUACACGACUGGUUAUACACUUACAUAUACAAGGACAUGUACGAAAAUGUUUUACCAAAAAACAGAUUUGUCCCAAAACUGUUUGUAUUUUUUGUCUCUGCUCUAGUUCACGAAUACAUUUUAAGUGUAGCAUUCGGAUUCUUUUUUCCGAUAUUAUUUUUAGAAUUUUUUGUAAUUGGAGUGACCCUUGUGUUUCUUACUUUCGGGGGAACUUUUCAUGGAAAUAUAUUUCUCUGGUUCACGAUACCAUUCGGAGCCUGUUUGGCAAUAAAUAUGUAUUGCAUCGAAUAUUUUGUUAGACAAAACUGCCCAAUAGAAAAUGCAACUGCUACUGAUUUCUUUAUUCCUCGAUUAUUAACUUGUAAACAAUUAUAAACAGUAUUUUUAAUAUCACAACUUACACUAAUCAGGUACUUGAGCCUUUUUUAUAAUCUAAUAUAUGUACAAAUUAUUUAAGUUUUUAAUCAAUAAAUUAUACAAUACUUCUACGUA